AUGCGUCGGGUGGCGUGCGGCGAAGGGUGUCCUGCGCCUGCGCCCCUACCGCCGACUAACAGAUUAUCAGAAAAUAAGGAAUUGCUUCGUCAACAGCUGUUAUCAUCUAGCAAAGAUCGUAACAGCGAAAAAGUGGAGCCAAAAGUUAAACAAAUUCGGAACAGACAGAAGAAUAGGUGGAAGCUCAAAUUUCACCACCAAGCUUUGCCACAGGAAUAUCUUGAUCAUUACGAGCAAAGCCUCAAGGCUUCAACUAAGAAAAAACCACAAGAAAAAGUCAAAGAGCAAGGCGACGUUAACAUUACCAAUGAAGCAUUUAAAUUGUGGGCUCAGCGUCUAGCUGGCGUACAAAAUGACGGAAAUCGGAAUGUUACUCAAGCGGCGGCCAACAUGACGUCCAAGACCAAAGAAGACAAGAAGAAAAAAGUCGCAGUGGCUCCGAGUAAAAUUAUGACGUACGACGACCUGCCGUACAUGGGAGAGAUGACACUUAAUAAUUCCAAGCCCAGGCGCGGCCGAAAACCAAAAAAAGCUGAUAUCUGCCAUCUAAUAUACGAAAACUAUGGAACAGUAGUACCCGGCCAGCCUCCGCCCGGCGAUAAAUUAGGCUCUUCGUGCCAACAGUUCAGAAAUACGGCCGCUCCCUACUAA
This is a messenger RNA of Pieris macdunnoughi, 651 nucleotides long. Lineage: Eukaryota; Metazoa; Arthropoda; Insecta; Lepidoptera; Pieridae. The record is from the annotation of a GenBank genome assembly.